GCGAGCGUGCACGCAGACAGGAGGUUGUGCUGAACGCGGAACCAGGACCUCGGCAGCAGCGCGAGUAGCCGGGGAGCAGCUUCUCAGAGGGCAUCCAGCAGCCAGUCCCUGGCAGGAGUGCCUUUGGCCAGAGCCUUUGUGCCAGCGCCGGGGCAGAGGCACAGGCCUGGCAGCCUGCCAGCUGCCUGGCUGCCUCUUUCCUGCCUUCAGAUCCCAGGGGCUCCUGUCCCCACUUGCCCUAGCAGUAGCUCCCUCCCAUCCCCACUGAAGCCCUGCUCACUGCCCCAGACCAUGCUUGCCAUUCCGCUCCUUCUCUUGCUUGUGCCAGGCCUCAUCCUGUACCCGCAGCAGGCCGGGGAUGGGCUGGAUGAGGCCGCACUGGAGCGCAUGCAGCAGCGUGCUGAGUACCUGAACCAGCAGAUGACUCGGCUGAUUCAGGAGCUGGAGCAGAUGAAGCAGGAGCAGAGUGGUGGGGCCUGGGGAGGCCUGCUCGGGUGGCAGUUCUGGGCUCUGGCUGGAAUCGCCGUCCUUCACUUGGCCCUGCACUUUGCACUUGUGAAAAUGGGGCGCGAUCCAGGCAACGGUGGCCACAAGCAGCAGAUUGGUGGAGGAGGAAGAAGAAGGAGGAGGCAACGUGGUUGCAAAGGAAGAAACAGAAAGUAGCGUUGCUGCAAAUGUGGAAGACGACAAAAAGGGGGAAAAUGAAGAAGGCAGUAACAGCGAUGCAAAGGCAGAAAGCAGUGCUGGAAAUGAAGCAAAAGAAGGCUACAACACUGCAAAGGAAGAAGUGAACCAGGACGAAAAGGCGGGGGAAGCCAAUGCGGCCGGAAAUACAGAAGACAAUCAGGAGAAGGCAAACAGAAAAGAUGACAACCACAAUGCCAAAAGGAAGCUUGGAAGCCGUCUAGAGGAGCGCAUGCAUUUGCCUGUUCUGGAUCUGGACAAAGGCUGUCAGCUGAUAACGGACCUGAUGGACAAACUGACCCACAUCUUUGGACAAGGCUUGUCCAACGGUUUCUACCCGGUGCCGCAACAAGCUGUUGGGGUGGGCAGCGCCUUUGAAGGCUGGAGUCCCAGGCGUGCACAAGAUGUUGUGUACCGUGUGCUUGUACCCCUGAGCCCCCCUCCAGGACAUGCCUUCCACCUGGAGCUGGACGCUGCAGGGAUGCUCCAGAGGAACUUCUGUGUCCGUGUGGAGCUGCUGUGCACCUGCACGAGGGAGAGGCUGGGGGAGGACAUGCUGUGUUUUCUCCACCACCCCGAGGUGGAGCUGAGAAGGAGACAGGACCCCAGCCUCCUGCACACCCUCUGCACCGGCUCCUAUCUAGAUGUGGAGAAGACUGUCCACUGGUUCUAUGGAUUUGUGAGAGUAGCCUGGCUGCUCUUGCCUCAAUCCCGCCACUGGCGUUUAACGCUGCAGCCCUGCAGCCGCUCCUGUAAAUUUCAGCUGCGCAAAGACAAGGAAAGCUUCACGGCUGAGAUGAUCUUUGCAGUGCGGCAAGGAGACUCCGAUAUCUUUGUGUGCAGCCAGCCUGCAGAAGCAGGCAUCCCAAGCACAAGGUGGCCGGAGACUUACGCCGUGGCGGAGGCAAACUUCUUCAGGCACAUUUCCAGGCAGGCCCCCCAGGACAGUUGUCACUGCAAGUGCCUGCAGCUCCUCACGGGCUUCCUGAUGGGUGUAGGUUUUUCCAGCUACGCCCUGAAGACUGUGGUGAUGCACCUCCUGAACACCGUACCCCUGACGCAGUGGCGCAGGAGGGAUUUCGGGCAGCGACUGAUGGAUAUCCUGAAGUACCUCCGCUGCUCGCUGGACACAAAACAGCUUCACCACUUUGUCGUCGGCAAUGCGAGCUUCCCAAUGGAGAUCAGCUUGCCCUCAGGCUUCCGGGUGGCUGAAGCACCCAACCUCUUUGAGCACCUGGCCAGCAGUCCGAAUGCCCACAGGAAGGCCGUGCAGGAGUACAAUUGCCUGCUGGAUCGGCUCAAACAACUGCCGAUCCACGGCCAUUGAAAGAGAUCCCGAUGCACAGAGCUCUGCUUGUGGGGCCUCUUGACAGACCCUGUAUAUAUUAACCUCCCGUAGUUAGUGCAUUUACAGUAUAUAUUAGUACCCUGUAAUCAGUGCUUUUGCUCUGUUUAUUAAUACCUCAUAAGUACUGCAUUUAAGAUAUAUAUAUAUCUUAGGAACCUCUAGUUAGUGAAUUUACACUAUAUUUAUAGGAACACUCUAGUUAGUGCUUUUGUAUUUACAUUAAUACGUCUAGUUAGUGCAUUCAGAAACCCUCAACCUGUUUUGGAUUUGUUUCAAUAAACUGGCCUAUUCCAGUAUCUGGAUUGUGCAAGCUCUUCUUGAACUCGAGCAGACCUAGAGCAUUUGUAAAUUCCACUAGUUGUGAAUUUGUGGCUGCCUGGGAGGAGACACUGUUAAUAGCAAGGCUUUUCUAACUGGCGCAUACAAUUCUCAGUCCGCCUUGCUCCUCUCAAUGGUCUCCCUGGUGCAGCGGACACUGGAGACCACGGUGGCUACAAAGAUGAUUUUUGCCCUGUGUUCCCCUUGCACUCUCUGUCCAUGUUGGCCGUUCCACAUGGGCUCUGAAACUCCCUGGCAGCUCUGCCUGGGCAGGGACCAAGCAAGAG
Taeniopygia guttata (zebra finch) is the source of this 2637-nucleotide messenger RNA. NCBI's taxonomy places the organism in Eukaryota, Metazoa, Chordata, Aves, Passeriformes, Estrildidae. The record is from RefSeq and is a predicted model, not a curated record.